AUGUUUUUUCCGGGUGGAACUGUUGCUUCAAGUGCACUCCGGGUGGAACUGUUGCUUCAAGUGCACUCCGGGUGGAACUGUUGCUUCAAGUGCACUCUCAGUGGAACUGUUGCUUCAAGUGCACUCUGGGUGGAACUAUUGCUUCAAGUGCACUCUGGGUGGAACUAUUGCUUCAAGUGCACUCUGGGUGGAACUAUUGCUUCAAGUGCACUCCGGGUGGAACUAUUGCUUCAAGUGCACUCCGGGUGGAACUAUUGCUUCAAGUGCACUCCGGGUGGAACUAUUGCUUCAAGUGCACUCCGGGUGGAACUAUUGCUUCAAGUGCACUCCGGGUGGAACUAUUACUUCAAGUGCACUCCGGGUGGAACUAUUGCUUCAAGUGCACUCCGGGUGGAACUAUUGCAUCACGUGCACUCCGGGUGGAACUAUUGCUUCAAGUGCACUCCGGGUGGAACUAUCGCUUCAAGUGCACUUCGGGUGGAACUAUCGCUUCAAGUGCACUCCGGGUGGAACUAUCGCUUCAAGUGCACUCUGGGUGGAACUAUUGCUUCAAGUGCACUCCGGGUGGAACUAUUGCUUCAAGUGCACUCCGGGUGGAACUAUUGCUUCAAGUGCACUCCAAAUUAUUAG
Molecule: messenger RNA, 630 nt
Organism: Procambarus clarkii (red swamp crayfish)
Lineage: Eukaryota; Metazoa; Arthropoda; Malacostraca; Decapoda; Cambaridae
Source: RefSeq, a predicted model, not a curated record